Messenger RNA from Penicillium angulare, 396 nucleotides. RefSeq lists its product as uncharacterized. Lineage: Eukaryota; Fungi; Ascomycota; Eurotiomycetes; Eurotiales; Aspergillaceae. The transcript has 3 exons. The record is from RefSeq and is a predicted model, not a curated record. The coding region runs from base 1 to 396 and encodes 131 amino acids.
AUGGCUGCGGGAUCGACUUGUCUUGCGGAGAGCGAUAAGCCGUCCGGAGACAGAUUAUUGUCAAUUCCAAGUAGUCAUCGGCCGAGAACCGCCCGUUCAAUUGGGAGCAACGCCACUGCUGGUCUCUGCAAUUCCUACGCAAAACAGAGUUCGAAGUUGAGUUUCGGUGACCCACGACAUCGCCAGCGCGGUCCGCCGGGCCAUCAAGCCUCCAAUUCUUGGAAGUCGACGCAUGGCCUCGAAAUUGUGGUUUCCUCACGGAAUAGUCCUUUGCCAGAGUGGAAAGCUGCUGGCUAUAUUGAUAUGAUGGUUUUGGAAAGUAGAGCAAGUAUAGCAUCCCACCAUAAUGUUCACACUGUUCUCAAUGGUGGAGAUCCAACAGCCGAGGCGAAUUAA